Molecule: messenger RNA, 3316 nt
Organism: Epinephelus fuscoguttatus (brown-marbled grouper)
Lineage: Eukaryota; Metazoa; Chordata; Actinopteri; Perciformes; Serranidae
Gene: phtf1
Product: putative homeodomain transcription factor 1
Exons: 17
Coding region: 432-2516 (694 amino acids)
Cellular component (GO): endoplasmic reticulum
Source: RefSeq, a predicted model, not a curated record
CAGGCACAACGAACCCCGGAAAAGGGAAGCGGAAGACGGAGCCAAACGUUAAACAAAAAGUGAAGUUAGUAAAGUACAGCGAACCUGAAAUAAACGUAUCGGUAACUAGACGUGUGCGUACGAAGAAAACAGUUUAGAAAUGUGACAUUUACGAAUCAUUAAUCGCGUCGAAAAGCGUCAGUUGAGCUGAAGCGCGUAGCUAAUAGUUAGCUUAGUUAGACAACAAGACGCCGCAGCGCUCCUGAAACUGAUGACAAGAAAGUAUUUACCGACCAGUUUGUGAUGGUUAUUAAAGGUAGCUUCCAGUUUGUGGCCAGUAAACCCGUACUGUUUCAUUUCAGUGAACAAAUCUGGAUUUCUGCCCAGCGCUCUCUGUUUCCUGCGCUCUUUGUGAAAUGACCUGACUGCGACUUCACUGGUUCCAGCAUCAGAUGACAAUGGCCAGAAUAGCCUGGUAUCAAGAGAAGAUCGGGGCCUACGAUCAACAAGUCUGGGAGAAAUCUCUGGAGCAGGCGGAUCUAAACGGUUUGGACAGCAAACCAAGGAAGACGUGUCAAAUCAAGCCAGACCUCAUCGAUGUCGACUUAGUAAGAGGAUCAACAUUCAGCAAGGCCAAACCAGAGAGUCCCUGGACAGCUCUGACUCGGAAGGGUCUGGUCAGAGUGCUGCUGUUCCCGUUCUUCUUCCACUGGUGGAUCCAGGUGACCUCCAAGUCCAUCUCCUCAUGCAUCCUUGUGCUGUACUUCAUGCAAGUGGCAGCAGUGGUGCUGUACUUGGAGGUCCCUGGGGCGAGUGCCAGCGAGGUGUUUGGGCCCAUGUGUCUGAUGCUGCUGCUGGGUACCGUGCACUGCCAGAUUGUGUCGACCGAGUCCAGCCGGUGGCCCUCGAGCAGUCCAGCUGCCAGCUGCACCACCAGCCCUGCUCGCAGACGGAGGCCGAGGAAGGGCAGAGGGCUGAAAAAAUCAGAAGAAAAGAAUGACAGCGGGGACACAGAGCAGCAGGGGCCCUGGCAGUUUGAAGAAAGCCAGCGAUUAUACAGGACCGAAGAGAGGAGGACCAAAAGAAAGUCAGGAUUUGGGGCAUCCGACGAGCUCUCCAGUGAGGAAGAAGAGGGCAUACAACCAGUGGAAGUAACCCUUCCAGUACCUCUUCAAGAGAGACACCCUUCUCCAACCUGGCCGACAUCUGCACCGGUGCCCUCUGUUAGGAAGAGAAACCUAAAGUCUAACCCCAAACCCACAGUAAGACCUCAGGAAGUGAGCGGGGCCUCCAUCAAAGUGAAACCUCGAGAGGUGGAGCGCCUCAGGCCGAGCGUAGGCUCUCGUCCGGCCUCCGACACUGAUGACACGCUGUGGGAGGAGCUUCUCCAAGGGCCGGACACCGGCUCCACGGGGAGCAGCGACAGUGAGGCAAACGGGAGGUACAACGCUGGCAUGACGCUCCCACAAACCACCACUCUGAGCAGUGACGAUGAGAGCCUUCAGCAGGGAAUCACCGGAAACCAGCUGUCGUGGCUGCAGGCGUGUCACCCAUCCAAGGACCGUGUCAGUGCCAUAAUAUGGGAGCAGGGCGAGUGUAAGAAAAUAGACAUGUCAGUAUUGGAGAUCAGUGGGAUCAUCCUCACACGGGUGAAGAUGGUGGAGCAGGGUAUGGGUUACCUUGUGCUUGGCGGGCUGAUGACUGCCACCCUGGCACUGCUUCCCUUUGCCUUCCGCUUGGCUCAGCGUCUGGACAUGUCGAGCCUUGGCUCCCUGUCCCUGAAAGAGCUGGGAGAAAUGGCCAUUGGGCAGUAUGAUGCCCAGGCCUACUCCUUUUUCUUUAUCACGGCGGUGCAGAGAGUCUGCCUCACAGGGCUGUUCUUCUUCAUGAUGUGUGUGGCGGAGAGAACGUACAAACAGAGACUUUUAUUCGCCAAGUUCUUCAGCCACCUCACUUCAGCCCGCAAGGCCAAGAAAUCAGAGAUCCCUCAUUUCAGACUGAAGAAAGUCCAGAACAUAAAGAUGUGGUUGUCACUCCGCUCUUUUCUCAGGAGACGAGGGCCGCAGCGCUCCGUUGACGUCAUUGUCUCCACUAUCUUCCUUUUGGCGCUCUCCAUUUCAUUCAUCAUCUGUGCCCAGCUUCUGCACAACCACCAGACAUUCCUAGAGUCUCUGACAAACUGGGAGCUGAUGGUGUGGGCCUCCUCCCUCGUCCUCUUUCUGUUACGGCUGGCCACACUGGGCUCAGAGACCAACUGCAAAUACAGCAACUCCUCAGUGCUGCUCACUGAGCAGAUCAAUUUGUAUCUUAAGAUGGAGAAAAAGCCCAACAAGAAAGAGGAACUCAAUAUAGUGAACAAUGUUUUGAAACUAGCAACAAAACUGAUGAAGGAGCUGGAUACUCCAUUCAGACUGCUGGGUCUGACCGUGAACCCUCUGAUCUACAACAUCACCAGAGUGGUCAUCCUGUCCGCUGUGUCUGCUGUGGUCAGCGACCUGCUCGGCUUCAACAUUAGACUGUGGAAAAUCAAGCCUUAAUGUGAAAACAGCAAACCACUAACAGUCGGACACUGGAGACCAGAGGCUCUCCACGUCUGCUGCACACAGCGUCUCAUCUACAAAAACGAAGUGCAAACCUACUGACUGUGUAUUCAUUGUCUGUGCCUUCCAGCUGAAACUUCUGUCUUAAAAGAGUUUCAUCAGGCAUCCACAAGCCUGAGACGCUCUGACAAUCGCUCACACACACACACAUCAUUACUGGCGGCUCAGCUGGCGUCCAUGCGCCACGUCACUAACCCAGUGCCUAACCUCUGACCCUUGAAUGUCCCUCAGUGUGUGGUUAGAUAUAGCGGUGCGUUCGAGGUCUGUGAUCAUGUCAGGCUUCUGUGGCAUCCAGAUUUUCCGAGUGUGACCUGUGCAGGUGUGUGGACACAAUGUGAAGUGUAAACGCAGACCAUAGAUUUAGUUUUAGUCUUACUCCCUGAUGUGUCUCAUCAGUGUAACUAACUGUAAAACAAGCUGCGUGCUUUCUAAAGCCAGUGAAUCAAAAAUGGGCUGCCAGCUUCAUGAGAUGAAUUUUCACAGGACUGAACUUUGAUUUCAACCUUUUGUACUAUUUAAAGAGGAAACAUUGUGAUUGUAAGUGGGCUUUAUUUAUUUGGGGAUUCUGUUUUAGCACAAACUUGUGAUGGUACCUGUAAAGUCAUGAUGAGUCUCUGACCACUGUCUGUCUCUUGUGUCGAGGACCAUUAUUGAAUGAAAUAACUAUGCAGCGUUUGUAUAGUUAUGCUUAAAGACAAUGUUUGAUAAAGGUGAAUAAAUGUUUUUCAUGCACGGAU